CGUCACGCAGGACGCCGCGGCCCUGACGCUCCGCCUUUGCAUCCCCCACUGAACCCACCGCAGUAGCUGGCGUUACCCCUCAAAGGAGUCGCGAGCAGUUUCCCCUGAGGCCUGGGAUACCACACUCCUUGACCCACCUAGCCUGGCCUGGCGCUGUCCGCCGCGUCCGUGCCGUCGUCAUGGAUCUGAAUCUAAACCGAGCGGAUUAUUUGCAGGUGGGGGUGACCUCUCAGAAGACUAUGAAGCUACUUCCUGCCUCAAAGCAUAGAGCCACACAAAAGGUGGUUGUUGGAGAUCAUGAUGGCAUAGUUAUGUGCUUUGGCAUGAAGAAGGGAGAAGCAGUGACAGUGUUCAAGACUUUGCCUGGGCAGAAGAUUGCAAGAUUGGAACUAGGAGGGGUUCUUAAUACACCCCAGGAGAAAAUUUUUAUUGCUGCAGGAUCUGAAAUUAGAGGCUUCACAAAGAGAGGAAAACAGUUCCUCUCUUUUGAAACAAACCUCACUGAAAGCAUUAAAGCUAUGCACAUAUCCGGCUCAGACCUUUUUCUCAGUGCAAGUUACAUCUAUAACCAUUAUUGUGACUGCAAAGACCAACAUUAUUACCUUUCUGGGGACAAAAUCAAUGAUGUCAUCUGCCUUCCAGUGGAAAGACUACUUCGUGAAGUACCAGUGUUGGCCUGCCAGGACAGAGUACUCCGAGUUUUACAGGGAUCUGAUGUGACGUAUGAAAUUGAAGUUCCUGGCCCACCUACUGUUUUAGCCCUGCACAAUGGAAAUGGCGGUGACUCUGGAGAAGACCUUUUGUUUGGAACAUCAGAUGGAAAACUUGGGCUUAUUCAGAUCACUACAUCCAAACCAAUACACAAGUGGGAAAUUCGAAAUGAGAAAAAGAGGGGAGGUAUUUUGUGUGUUGACAGCUUUGACAUUGUGGGUGAUGGGGUUAAAGAUUUACUUGUUGGAAGAGAUGAUGGAAUGGUGGAAGUAUAUAGUUUUGAUAAUGCCAAUGAGCCUGUUCUACGAUUUGAUCAUAUGUUGUCUGAGAGUGUCACAUCAAUCCAGGGUGGCUGUGUAGGGAAAGACGGCUAUGAUGAAAUCGUGGUAUCCACAUACUCAGGCUGGGUUACAGGUCUGACAACAGAGCCUGUUCAUAAGGAAAGUGGACCAGGAGAAGAAAUAAAAUUUAAUCAGGAGAUGCAGAAUAAAAUUUCUUCUUUACGGAGUGAAUUGGAACAGCUGCAGUAUAAAGUGCUACAGGAGAGAGAGAAAUAUCAGCAGUCUUCUCAGUCAAGCAAAGCAAAAUCAGCAGUACCUUCAUUUAGUGUAAAUGACAAGUUUACAUUAAAUAAAGAUGAUGCCAGCUACAGCCUUAUAUUAGAGGUGCAGACAGCGAUAGAUAAUGUCUUAAUACAGAGUGAUGUUCCAAUAGAUUUACUUGAUGUGGAUAAAAAUUCUGCUGUUGUCAGCUUUAGCAGCUGUGAUUCUGAGUCAAAUGACAAUUUUCUCCUCGCCACUUACCGGUGCCAGGCAAAUACCACAAGACUAGAGCUCAAGAUUCGCUCAAUUGAAGGCCAGUAUGGCACACUUCAAGCAUAUGUGACUCCAAGAAUUCAACCCAAAACAUGUCAGGUCCGCCAGUACCAUAUCAAACCCCUUUCACUCCAUCAAAGAACUCACGUUAUUGAUCAUGACAGACCCAUGAAUACAUUGACUUUGACAGGUCAGUUCAGUUUUUCUGAACUUCACUCCUGGGUGGUUUUUUGCAUGCCUGAAGUUCCUGAAAAACCUCCAGCAGGAGAAUGUGUGACAUUUUAUUUUCAGAACACCUUCCUGGAUACACAGCUUGAAAGUACCUACAGAAAAGGCGAAGGAGUUUUUAAAUCUGACAACAUUUCUACUAUAUCCAUCCUAAAAGAUGUGCUCUCUAAAGAAGCUACAAAAAGGAAAAUUAACCUCAACAUAUCUUAUGAGAUAAAUGAAGUAUCAGUCAAACACACAUUAAAGUUAAUCCACCCAAAGCUGGAGUACCAGUUGCUUUUGGCUAAGAAAGUGCAGUUAAUUGAUGCUUUAAAAGAAUUGCAGGUUCAUGAGGGAAACACAAACUUUCUGAUACCAGAAUAUCGCUCUAUUCUAGAAGAGGCAGAUCACCUACAGGAAGAAUACAAAAAGCAACCUGCACAUCUUGAAAGACUCUAUGGCAUGAUCACUGAUCUUUUCAUAGAUAAGUUCAAGUUUAAAGGCACCAAUGUAAAAACCAAAGUGCCUCUUUUACUGGAAAUUCUGGACAGUUAUGACCAAAAUGCACUGAUUGCUUUCUUUGAUGCUGCAUGAAAUAUAAACAAGGAAUUGAGAUUGACUUAACAACUGAUUUUGCUGUUGCUUGGUAAUGUUUUGUGACUCAUACUCAGUUUGUUAAAUACUUGGGUUGGCUCAUUGCUUUAAAUUGUGGCCAGGGAAAUCAGACCUUGCACAGAUUGGGGGGAUUUUAACUUGAUGUGCUGUAACCAAUAGGGCUAUACAAAUGUACUACAUAUGAAUAGUACAGAAAUAGUGAUGGCUUCUUAGAUUUUCCUGCACUAAUAAAUACUAAUUUCCUUUUUUAUCAUAUGUGGAGGGAAAUAUAACUGUCAAUCUUAAUUCAUAUUUAUUCAUAUUCAGGUGAAUAUUAUACUUAAGAUUGUGCUUUUUAAAGUGGCAUAAGGAUUAUAAUAGAAAAACUAUUCUCUGUGUUUUCAAGAAGGGCACACUUAUUAAUUUGUUGGGAAACAACAAUGCUCAAUUAUAUACCAUUAUAUUUAUUAGUUAUGUGCAAGCCUUGUUAUAUAUUAAAUGUGAAAAUUUGUUAAAGGCACGUAUUUCUAUCAGUUUUAAUAAGGUCGUAUUUUUUUUUUACUAUAUUUAAACAACCUUCAUUUCUAAAUGGAACACAAUUAUAUCUAGGUCACUGGAAUUUCACUCCGUGCUUUUUGUUGGCUGCCAUAACUUGGGGGAAAAAGAUGAAGGUUAAUGGCUGACUAGUUGAAUUUCUUGUAUAUUAGUUUGUUACGUAUAUCAACAGUAAUUCAAGGUGGCAGUUUAAUUGCAUCUUCAUGAAGAAAAAUAAAAAGGAUAAGACUGUGAAGAAGCACGAAAAUGGUAAGAUGACACUAUCGUCAUCCACUUGAGUAUCAAUUGCAUAAGCAGCGUAUGAAAUGAUUUAUACACGUUAUUUAAUACUAAUGAUAACUUAUAACGCGUAGAUAUUAUCACCCCAGUUAACAGAUAGGAAAACUGAGAAUCAGAACAUUGAGUAACUUGAACAAGACCACCAGGCCAGUAUGGCCGGAUCCGAUUUUAGACCUUGAGAAACUUCAGUCAAGCUAACUGGAGGUCCUGUGGCUAAAGGCCGGGUGGUGAUGGUGUGGUCUUUAAGUGAUGUUUGACUCUGUGACCCCAUGGACUAACCCGUCAGACUCUAUGUACGGCCCACUAAUAAUCGCUAAAGUGUAACUCACUUUGUACUAGCGGCCGCCCCUACCCUAAGACAGGAACCGCUUAGCGGCGGUAUUUAAAGCCACCAUAAGCCUAGGCCCCGCC
Molecule: messenger RNA, 3572 nt
Organism: Capra hircus (goat)
Lineage: Eukaryota; Metazoa; Chordata; Mammalia; Artiodactyla; Bovidae
Gene: BBS7
Product: Bardet-Biedl syndrome 7
Exons: 20
Coding region: 180-2327 (715 amino acids)
Biological process (GO): intracellular protein localization; non-motile cilium assembly; intracellular transport
Cellular component (GO): axoneme; neuron projection; BBSome
Molecular function (GO): protein binding
Source: RefSeq, a predicted model, not a curated record